AUGACGCUCGAAGACUUCGAGAAGGAUCUAGCUGCAAGCAAAAGCCAGGAUCGCAGCACCAAACAUGAGCACAAGGAUCGUCAGAAAGCCCGAUCCGAGCACAGACACCGUCACCGACACCAUCAAUCAUCAAGGCGCAGGGACCCUGGGCAUGACGAAGGAGAUGAACACAGACGUAAAAGAAGGAGGCGGUCACACGAUGGCGAUGGAGAUGAUCAUAGGCGACGGCAUACUCAUGAGCACCGGCAUCAUACGCGAGAGGCUUUGGGUCGGAAUCGAGAUUCUCCGCCGGAAGGGACAACACCAUCACCAACCAAUGAGUUAAAGCGCGACUCAUGGAUGGAAGCGCCCACGGCGCUCGAUAUCGACUAUGUCCAGAGCCGCAAGCCACCGCCAUCUCCUCCGAAGCCGACCUCGCUGGGCACCGGUUUUGAACUCAAAAUUCAUGAGAAGGAGCUGAAUCAUCAUUUGCGAGAUCUACAUAAUACCACACCACAGGGUGACGCUCCGGAAGAACCUACCCAGCAUGAAGUCAGCUACACCUUUGGCGAUGCUGGAUCGCAAUGGCGGAUGACCAAGUUGAAGCAAACCUAUCGGCAAGCAGAUGAUUCAGGGCGAACAGUCAAGGAUGUUGCGCUAGAGCGCUAUGGUGACCUUCGGGAAUUUGACGACGCUCGAGAAGAAGAAAUUGAGCUGGAGCGGCGUCGAACAUAUGGAGCCGACUACGUUGGCAAGGAAAAGCCAAGCGGGGAGUUGUUCCGGGAGAGGAAGAUGGCUGAAGGCAUCAGACGGUCUCCAGAACCAAAGGUUCCAAGGAACGGCAGCCAACCACCAGAACAAGGCACAGUAUCGCCAACGGGCAAGCCGCAAACACACACCGAACCUCUGAGCCAGACGUCACUCAACAAGCUGAAAGCUCAACUCCUCAAAGCCCAAUUGCGAAAAGACCCUCAAGCCGCAAAGCUUGAAGAAGAAUGCAACCUUGCAGUAGCUACAAACAACCGCCGCGGCCGUGAACGGGGCCAGCUCGAAGAAAACGAGGACAUGACCAUCGAGGACAUGGUACGCGAAGAGCGCCGGACACGCCACCAAACCGGAGGCGAAAGCCAGCGCUUCGCCGAACGCAUCGCCAAGGACGGCGGAUACUCGAACGAGCUCGAAUACAUGGACGACAACGCCAGCAAGCUCGCCAAACGCGUGCAAAAAUCCGAACUCAACCUCCGCAACACCACCAUCUCGGAAUUCCAAAAGAUGAACCGCAUUCUCGACACCUGCCCGCUCUGCCACCACGAAGACACGCACACGCCACCCCUCGCCCCCGUCGUGUCCCUGGCCACACGCACCUACAUUACCCUGCCCACCGAGCCCGAAGUCUCACCCGGAGGCGCAUGCAUCAUCCCCAUCCAGCACCGCACCAACCUCCUAGAAUGCGACGACGACGAAUGGGAAGAGAUGCGCAACUUCAUGAAAUCCCUCACGCGCCUCUACCACGACCGGGGGUGGGAUGUCAUCUUCUACGAAAACGCGGCGCACGCGCAGCAGCGCAAACGCCACGCGAGCAUGGAGGCGGUGCCGUUGCCGCGGAGCGCGGGCGCGACGGCGCCGGCCUUCUUCCGCGAGGCGUUGCUGAGCAGCGAGGCCGAGUGGUCCCAGCACCGGAAGAUCAUCGAUACGCUGAAGCGGAGUCGCGACGGGUUGGGGAAGCUGGCUUUCCGGCGCAGCUUGGUCAAGGAGAUGCCGUAUUUUCAUGUGUGGUUUGAGUUGGACGGCGGCAUGGGCCACGUGGUGGAGGAUCCGGCCAAGUGGCCCAAGGGGGAUCUGUUCGCGAGGGAGGUGGUCGCCGGCAUGGUGGAUGCGGAUCCCGCGGUGGUGAGGAGGCAGGGGAGGUGGAGUAGGGAGGAUGGGAGGGUGGAGGGGUUCAAGAAGAGGUGGAGGAGGUUUGAUUGGACGAGGGUUUUGGUGGAGGCGUGA
This is a messenger RNA of Endocarpon pusillum Z07020, 1971 nucleotides long. RefSeq lists its product as uncharacterized. Lineage: Eukaryota; Fungi; Ascomycota; Eurotiomycetes; Verrucariales; Verrucariaceae. Gene Ontology annotation, cellular component: post-mRNA release spliceosomal complex. Gene Ontology annotation, biological process: mRNA splicing, via spliceosome. The transcript has 2 exons. The record is from RefSeq and is a predicted model, not a curated record. Bases 1 to 1971 code for a protein of 656 amino acids.